This is a messenger RNA of Sphaeramia orbicularis (orbiculate cardinalfish), 8393 nucleotides long. RefSeq names its product RUN and SH3 domain containing 1 (gene rusc1). Bases 239 to 5989 code for a protein of 1916 amino acids. The record is from RefSeq and is a predicted model, not a curated record. The transcript has 12 exons. Gene Ontology annotation, cellular component: cytoplasmic vesicle. Gene Ontology annotation, molecular function: protein binding. Lineage: Eukaryota; Metazoa; Chordata; Actinopteri; Kurtiformes; Apogonidae.
GAGAACAGAGGCUGUGGCUGUGGACGUCGGAGAUGUUCACGCUCACACGGACUGGGAUGUUAGAGCACCCGUCGAGAUGGAGACCUUCAUCCAUCUUUACCUCCAUCUGAUCGAUCUUGGGAAUGAAGCCAAGAUGUGACCGUCACGGCGUGUCAUAGUUUGGAUCUUUCCAGCUUUUACAACACUUGUUUCUAUAGCAACAGAAGUAUCAUAGUAUCCUGAAAGCCCCAUUCCCACAAUGCAGUCCUCUAGCUGCUCCUCUCAGCCUCUAAAGCCACGCCGUUUUGACACCACCAGACGGACCGUAGCAGGACCAAAGUCUCAUGGCCCUGGUUUACAGAAAGAGGAUAAAAACAUGAAUACAAUCACCACUUCCUCCCCACGUCGGGCAACUAAAGGCCCCUCAGCACCUUCCAGAACCAGAGGGGGAGCACAGCCUCGAGCUCCGCUGUACCAGUCCAGAGUGAACUCACAAAAACAGGCAUCUGCCGUCUCCAAAUCGGCUAAGCCCAAACCCAAAAGUGGUCAGGCGGCGGCAGCAACCCAAAAUGCACCUGCACCCGCUCCUCCUGUGCUUCCCUCUGUUCUGCCUCUCGACCCAAAUUGUAACGAACCCAGUUUGCCAUGCUUGUGCUGCGAUGGGCGCUCCCCUCAGGACAACAACAGUAUGUUCAAUCAUAACCACAACAAUAAUAACACAAUCUCUCUCAGACAGCAAAUGCAGCUUCCGCCUCCUCCGGCCCCAGUGCCUGAGAAGCAGAAUGAAGCAGGGGCCAAGGCCCGGUCUGAGCCUCCAUCACAGGCCCAGCUGGAGCUCUCUGCCUGCAAAGAUGUCAGUGUGGAAAAUGAGGAGAAGAGCACUGAUCUUGACAACAAGAAAAAUGUAAAACUAGAAGAAGAUGAUGAUGAGGAGAGCAGUGGAGAUGUUGAUAUUGAUGAUGAUGAUGAAGAGGAGGCUGACAAUGAUGACGACGAUGACGAUGAUGAUGAUGACACCCUGGUCCCCUCAUGUUGUGACUGCCCCCCCUCUCUCCUGGAGUUCUCACUCUCCUCUUCUACCUCCUCUUCAUCGUCCACUUCCAUCAGCUCCUGCUCUGAUCUGGAGUCUGACUGUGCGGAUCAGCCCACUUCCAUCUGCUCUUCCCUUGACCAAGAGAGUCUAUCUUUCACUCUGUCUCCCAAAGAUCGCUGUCCUCAGCAAGCCCCUCCAGCUCGUUCACCUCCAUCCCUUCCUCUUAGUUGCAAUCCCUUCUCUGUAACGUCACACUCCCCCAUUCCCCCAUGCUCCCCAGAUGAGGGCUACCCCUCUGCCCUCGACUCCCCAUCUCCUGACUAUUUAGGAGUCAAAGGUGAUUCAGAGGUCACUAAACUUGGCUUACUUGACUUCCUUGAAUCAGUUGGGGAGUUUGGUAAAAUGGAACGUUUCAGCCAGGUCAUCCAAGUGGCACGUUGGGAUCUGGAAGGAGAGCAGCACUGGGAUGUUCUGAGGGAUCGUCUAGAUCAUCUGGAUCGUUUGGAAAAAGUGAACAGGGAAGUAAAACUAGCACACAUCGCCAGACUGCAUGAGAAAGGGUUUGAUCUUGGCGAUCUGGAAGAACAGGACCUCUCAGAUAUCAUGGAUGAAAUGGGAAACAUUGACAUACCCUGGAAGUUGUAUAAAAGUCGCAGAGAAGAAAUGGAAGACUCACAGGAGUUUUCCGAUGCUGGGGUUGACCUCACUGCUCCAUCAGAUUGUGAUGAUCCUCUUGUUCCAGAUUCCCUCACCCCGUCCCCUGCAGAGCCACCACCAAGACCCCCCAAACCACCUGCACGUCAUGCAAGCGUGAGCUCUGACCUUCACACCUACAUCAAUAUCAGCAGGGAGACCACCUCAAUGGCUGUCUCCACCUCCCCUACACCCACAUUGUCGACUUUCUCCCUGAACUCCUCAUCUCCUACAUUCACUACCUUCAGGUGUGAGAAGCCCUUACCCCUAUCUCCUCCAUCCAUACCUCCUCUACCGGCCUCAAAGCCUGUUCCAUAUCUCACCCUCUACACAGCUCCCUCUCCACCCCCAGCUAUCCCUACCCCAACCCCUCCCAUACCUCCUCCUCGGAGGCGACACCUUGCUAGGAAGGAAGCACAACGUCUUGCUGCUCUUCAAGCUGAACAGGAAAAGACCCCUCUUUCCCUUCCACCUCCUACCACACGUCCCCCACCUCUACCUCCUCCACCUGUCAUCUCAGUCUCAUCUAUGUCAUCUCCCCCUGCCAUACCACCACCACCAGCUUUGCCUCCUCCCCCGUCCUUCCACGCUCUGGAUGUAGAGAUUCGGAAGCUGUUGAUGCUUGCUGGGUUGACUCAAGCUGAGCUCCUCAAACUCAGCCCAGAGCUCGGUGUCUGUGUUGGGGGGCUGGAGGAUGAGGAGGAUGCUGGUGUCACAUCCAGAUCUGGAGAGCCACAUGAGUUCAGAAUAAAAGACCGGCAGCAGGAGAAGGAAUAUGACACAGCGAUAAUAGUCAGGGAUGGAUGGAGCAGCAGGAGCAAAUUGGAUGGAGAUCGAAGAGUAGAUAUACUUGGAGAAGCUGAAGAAAACAAAAAGAAAGAGGAAAGCAAAGACACACAAAGAACCACAUCAUUUAGUGAGAUGGCAAGGAGAAGGAAGCGGAACAAUGGUCUGACAUCUGAACCUUACUACAGCACUGGUCUAAGCAAUACACAAGAAUUAAAAGCAAAUAGACUGAGCUAUGAGACUUUACAUUAUUCUGCUGAGUUACUUGAUUCACCUCCCCCUCCUCCUCCUCCACGCCCCUUACCCCCAAUCCCACCAUGUUUGCCACCCCCCAAAGUCAGCACUCUCCCUGCCAACUCUGCACAACCUGAGCGCUUUGAUUGGCUCAUAGCAUUUACACCUGACUGUGAGGCUCCACCACAGCCCCUUCCCCAGGAUUUAAGAAAGUCCCAUACAGAACCCCCAAAGAAGAGUGGCUCCUCAGGGUCAUCUCCAGGGUCAGCUCCAAAAGUCACAACCUUCAAAGAGCUGCGUUUUCGCAACAAGAGUGCAUCGCCUCCAACAAAAGUGAUCACUGAGCCUGAUCCUGACCCCACAGUCAUAACACCUGAUCCAGAUAUACUCUACAACCUGAAGUGGAGAAGGGAGAAGGUGGGUAGCGACGGCAACCAGUGGGAGUACACCUCCCAGGCCCAGGCCUUCUUCAUGCAGCCACCGCCCGCCCUCACCUCAAUGGCUGCUCUGAAGGAAAUGCUACAGAGGGCUGACGAGGAGGGUGGACAACUAGAACUGUGCCCGUCACAGAAGAUUGGCUCAUCUGUCAGUGACAGCAGCUUGUGGACCAUGGGCAGGGAAUGGGAAUAUGAAGAAUUUAAGAGGGAGGAAAAGGAAAUGAAAGAAGAAGAAGAUCAAGAAGAAGGAGAAGAAGAGGUGGAGGUGAGAGGACGAGCUGAUGGAGGAAGGACUUUUGAAUCAAGAACUACAGUUUCCUCCCCCCCGUUGUCCCUUGCCCAGUCCUCCCAACCCUAUUUCCUCCACUCUGCGCUCCCUUCCUAUCGUCCAGGCUUUUGUAACCCCUAUCCCGUUGCAGAUCCCAGACCCUACAGCCAUGAAGGCAGAACGUCCUCAGACAAACACGCCAACACACAGUGGGCUCCUGAUGCCAGCUCAGCUUUUAUCCACAGAGAUGAUUCCAGUACUGAUAUAAGCUGUGGGUUUAACUCGGAAUCCCUGGCUGAUUUUGGUGUGGACUCUUUUCAUAAUUAUGAGAAUUACUUUAAACCAAAUCCCCAAUUGGCAUACAAACAUAUCAAUGAUUCCAAAACCAAUCACAGAGACUUUGUGUCUGACUCCAUCUGUAAUUUUGACUCACUCUACUGCAGUGAUUCAGAGAAGCAGAAGACACACUCUGCAUCGAGCACACCUAUUAGUGACACUAUUGAUGCUCCAUGUUGCACCACCCCAUAUAAAAACAUUGAUGUCAUGAUGACGUACUCAAAUAGUAUCAGCGCUGUGGAUUCGCUUUGUUCGAGCAGCACAGAAAAGCACUCAAACACAGACCACAACAGCAACAAGUCCAGGACAUCCAAAGAGCUUCCUCCCCUCCCCACUUAUUACCUGUACCACCCUAAGAACUGCCCUCUGCAUAGGGGUGCUCCACCUCGGCUCUCCCCUAUUGGAGCACUCUCCCCUCCCCAGCGCUCUGGAGCCCCCCCUCCUGGUGCGGCUGGUUCUUGCCUCAGCUCCCCGCUUUUCCCCCGGUCACACACCUUGCCUGCCCUUGCUGCUCCCCUUUACUAUCCAAACCUCUACCCUCCAGUCCCACCCAGAGCUCCCCCCUUACCCCCAAAACUCUACCAGGCUACUCCGCAGUCACGUGUGGCGACUGUUCGCAGUGUCUCUUUUGCUGGAUCUGUACAGAGAGGAGAGACAUCCUGGAUGGGCGAAGAUGUGAAGCAUCCAAUGAGAGGUCUUGGCCUGUCCUCUCUAUGCCUGCAGGAAAAGAGAGCUCUGGUCAGUGCGGUUAGUGUGGCAGUGGAAGCCAUCUUGGCCCAAUUCAGUUCUUCUCGAACAGUAGUUCAGAAGACCUUAUCAGGAGAUAGCACUAUAAAUCCAUCUCUGGGCCGUCUCGUGCUGCAGUGUCUCUGCCCCGCCCUGCACAGCUUGCUGACCGAUGGCCUAAAACCCUACCAGAGUGACCUGAUUGCAGGCAGGAGGCCAAAUUCAGCCUGGAGCCUUGUCCAGGCUUCAACCAGACCAGGCCUUAAAACACAAGCCCUGUUCAACCUACAAGUUCGAGUUGGAGAGCUGCCUCAGCUCAAGCAGAGCAAACACAGGUUCAACGCGUUCCUCCUUGGCCUACUUAACACCAAGCAUCUUGAUUUCUGGCUGUCUCACCUUCAGUCCAGCAGAGAUGUAUUGGAGACAUACUACCAUCCCUCAUCCUUUAUGCGUCUGUCAUCGACUGCUUGCCAGCCUCUGUUUGAGGAGCUGCUUCUCUUGCUGCAGCCCCUGAGCCUGCUGACCUUUAACCUCGACCUACUCUUCCAGCACCACCAUUUAGAGCCUGACAGUCAAAGUCCAGAGAUCCCCAGCCCACCAUGUCAGGAUGCAGGAUUUCAGGUUUCAACAAAGGGAACUGAAUCUAUGAUCAUGGGAUGUAAAUAUAUGGAAAGUCUCUCAGAAGUAGACUUUGGAAGUCCAGAUUUUCAAGCUGCUAAAGAUGUAAAAUCAUCACCACUGUCAAAUCCAAAGAAUGGAGAGCCAGCAGAGUCAACAAAUGGCAAUGCUGCACCUGUAAAGGCUUCUGUCCCUCUUGAGCAGACCAGUCCACAGCUGCUGUGGGUGCAGGAGAAGGAAAUUGGAGCUUUACCUCCUCCUGAUGUUGAGGAGGACAGCCUUACACAGCAGGCAGGACAGGUGAUCCAGCAGGGAUGGGGAGCUGUGAUGCGCUGGGGAGGCCGACUGAGCCAGAACCUGGCUGAGCUGAGCCUGGCUGCAGGGAAGAAGGAGGAGAUGAAGACAGAUCAGCCUGAUCUUCAGUCCCAGGCUGGGAGUGACUUUGCUCCAGUCAGCGGUGGUGCUCAGGUUCCCUGGGGUCUUGGGCGGCUUUUUGGAGCCUCUAAAAACCCCAACAGCCCGACAGGUCACCCACCACCAACCAGACGCCCCUCACAAUGGUUGGCUCCGGGUGUCACAGCGCUGACCCGCAUGGUGAGCAGCAGCUCUGUGCCAGUAAUCAGAAGGAUGCCAGAGCUGCACAGGGACAGUGACCCCGAGUCAGACAAAGAGGCUGAAACACUAGAGAUGAAGGACAAACCAAGACCACUCAGGUCAGUACGAACGCUGUGUGACCACACUGGAACAGGUUCAGAGCUCAGCUUCUCCAAGGGGGAGGAACUUGUGGUUUUAGGAGGCGUUGAUCAAGACUGGAUUCGCUGUCGUCAGGGAGACAAUGAGGGGCUGGUGCCUAUUGGGUAUACCUCCCUCAUCAUGUGACUUCAGCACUGUAACUGCUGCAUUUAAACAAUAAAAAAACAAAAUAAAAUAUAUAAAUAUAUAUAUUUUAGGUGAAUAAUGAGAGGUUAUACUGAGACCCACUACUCUGAAAGGGAUACAUCACACCAGCUUGGUGCGAGUUUGAGUUGAGUGCAUAACACCAUCUGUUCCACUUUACGUGCAUCAGGAGCAUUCUGCCGCCGCUCUCCCUUUAUGAACAUAUGGGAGGUUUUUUUCCCAUCGCAGUCCCAGUUUGGUAGCAUUGAACUAAUGGAUUCUAGCAGUAGGAAUGCAGCAGAUGGUGUAAAAUAAUGACUCAAGUUAAAUGUAGACCAUUUCAUACUGGAGGACCAUUGAAGUAUCCCUUUAAAUGCCUUUUUCAGUGUUUGGCUUCCUUUUCAGCCACUGAUCUGAAGAUAAUUACAGAGAAUUUCUGUAAUUUCAACAAUAGAUUAAUGUAUUUUCAGAUCACUGCUAGUUGCAAGGAGGCAACAGUCGAUAGCCUGGAUUUAACAACAUUAAUAUCUUAAGUCCUCAGCUGAAAAGAUCUUUGGCUUCCAGGUUAUCAGGGGGAGAAAGCAUGUAAGAGUAGUGGGCCUUUGCUCCUGUUGUAUACUGCGUAGUUAUCUAGUGUAUCGUAGCUGUGUAGAUCUGUGUUCUCUUGACCUCUCACCUUCAUCGCCUGGUUCAUGUGUGUUUGACAUGUUUCUGCUAAUCUAUUUGACUGUAUAAAUAUACAUAAAAAUACAAUAUAUAUAAAUAUAUAGAUAUAUAAAUUGAGAUUGAUUUUACCAAGAUAGAAUGGUAGAUGAACAAGAGAAAGCAGUUAGUGACACACAAGCAGCAGCUUAAUACAGUGGCCACAUUGAGGAGGUUGAAAUGAAUGGAUCCUUAUCUUUACAUCUGCUACUUUACACACAAGUGGUUGUUAUACAUGAAAAAAAACACUGAUAUGUUUGAGUAUGGAAUCCUUUAUCUUCCCCCUUGUGUGCUUUAUGUAUUACCAUUUGUCUUGACAUCAUAUCCACAGAAUUAUUAGAUUUCGCCUCACAACUUUAAUCACUGUAUGCAUCAUGUAAUGUGCCAUGAAUGUUUUGAAUGAAUGCCAGAAACUAUCUAUCCCUCCCACACAGUCAUAGAUAACCUAAUAUCAGACAACAGCAAUCUGUAGCUAAUAUCUCUUCUUGUCUAAAAAUCUCACAGGCCAUCAUGAGUUGAAUUAAAGUCUCAUAAAAGUAUGCUUAGCUCUUGUUCAACACUAUCUGAAUCUUAAAUUAGUGCAGUGAGAUAAUCCCUGGUGUCUAUAAUUCAUUACUGCUACUGUAAAGCCUGUAGGUUUGGUGGCUGGUCCAGCUUUUUACAUUUAUCUUAACCCUUCCUGCCAUGUUUGCUGAUCAUAGUCAUUGAUAUUAAUGAUAGUGGUGGUAGAAGUGGUAGUGGUGGAAGUGAUCUGUUGAUUCUAAUGCUACCCAUAGAAAACCUGUUGCUUUGUGUCAUAUAUUUCUUAGUUGCCCUCUAGUUCUGUAUUAAUGACUAUGCAUAUAUGUUAAUGUACCAACAGCUUUUUUGUUAAAUGUCAUUGUUUUAUUUGAUGUUCUCAUGCACGUUGACACCUGAGUACUCAGUUAAUAUCAAAGAGUCCACCUGUAACAGGUCAGGACCUCUUUAAUUCAGCAGGAAAGUUUCACACUCAAGUAUUUUUAUCUAUCAAUCAGGGAAAAUUCAGUUCUUAAAAGUUUCCUCAUGUUAUUGUGCUGAUGCCAUGUAGCAUGAGAUUACUGUCAUAGUAGCAUUCAGUUAAACGUGUGCUUUGAGCACAAUAAAAUUGCAUCCUCACUGUCAUCAGAUGGUAAAUACCUUGGAAUAAUGUCUGCAGCAGGAUAGAUAGGUAACAAUAAAAUAUAAAAUAUGAGUUGACACAUGAAACUGUGUUAAUGCUGUUUUUUGUUUCUUUGUAUAUAAUCCAAAUGUGAAAUAAUAGUCUAAAUCCAUUUGUUUGGAAGCUGUUAAUUUAUUGGAUGUUCUAUUUAUUGAUCUUAAGGUUUCAGAAAGGAAUCGCUCUCUAUCUGGGUUCUGUAUGUGCAUUUGUGUGAGUGUGCACAUGGCAGUGAAUGCAGCAGUGAAAGCAGAGAUGAGCGUGAGCACAUCGAUGUGUCUGCACAUCCUGCACUUUCACUUGUGUGUGUGUGUGUGUGUGUGUGUGUUAAAGUGUAACAAUGACUCCUGUACCUUCCUCUGCCCUCCUCUUCCUCUUCUUUCUCUCUGGUGUCAUGUAGCCUAUAGACAUUUCCCCCCUUUGUCCUACUAUUGCAUAUAGUUCAGUGCCCCUCUAGUGUCAGUCACUGUCCACCUCCUGCAUGUGCUUGUUUGUAAAUACACCAAAUAAAAUGAAUAUAAACCAAAA